Molecule: messenger RNA, 6895 nt
Organism: Strongylocentrotus purpuratus (purple sea urchin)
Lineage: Eukaryota; Metazoa; Echinodermata; Echinoidea; Camarodonta; Strongylocentrotidae
Product: nck-associated protein 1-like
Exons: 29
Coding region: 103-3495 (1130 amino acids)
Biological process (GO): cell projection assembly; cortical actin cytoskeleton organization; cell morphogenesis
Cellular component (GO): SCAR complex
Source: RefSeq, a predicted model, not a curated record
AGAAUACGUACAGUACAUUUGACCGCACCUUCACCGUUCAGACCCAAAUGCUGUGGGAGUAGGAACUAAAUAACAAAUUUAUGUCGUUGUUUUUGGUCUGAUAUGUCAAGCAGGAUGCCUGUAUCUCAAGGCCAGCUUAAGCUGGCUGAAAAGCUAUCUAUUCUGAAUGAACGUGGCUCAGGAAUGCUUGCAAGAUUAUACAACAUAAAAAAGGCUUGCCAGGAUCCAAAGUCUCGUCCCGCAUUCCUCUCUGAGAAGAGUCUGGAAUCAUGUCUCAAGAGUAUCGUCAAAAAAUUUCCUCAUACGGAAAAGAACUCACAUGGCCAGCUGAGUCCCAUAGACACCAGGAAAGCAGAGAUUCUCAAGGUGCUCAGUGUAUACUACAUGACAUUCAGAGAUAUCUUAGAAUACAAGGAUCAUGUCUCUGAAUUAAUGACGGUUAUAGCAACAUGCAACACCAACCUGGAUAUUACAUGUAACUUUGACAUGACCAGGAACUACCUAGACCUCAUCGUGAAGUAUGUCUCCAUCUUACUCCUGUUGGCCAGGGUGGAAGACAGGAAAGCCAUGCUGGGCCUCUACAACACAGCCUAUGAUCUAGCCAAUCAAAGAAGUGAGCCCUCGUUUGCCCGUCUUGGAACCAUGAUCAUGGAGUACGAGCAUCCAAUGAAGAAGCUUGCAGAGGAAUUCAUCCCGUUGGAGAGAUGUGUAGCCUCGGCUCUGUUCUCACUCCUCCACCUCUACCCACGUCGUAACCUGACAGCCGAGCAGUGGAGGUCACAGGAGAUGCUUAGCCUGGUAGCCAAGCCUAACGUCCUUCUCAAUCCAGCCCAAAGUGAAACGAUGAGAUGUGAAUAUCUGUCCCUUGACAAGCUGGAGAGGUGGAUAAUAAUUGGAUUCAUGGUAUGCCCCACCCUCCUGACUACCAAUGAGCGAGCCCUAGCCUUGUGGCGCCCCGCCCUCCAGAGCUCUUACUGUAUCACAUUGUGUCGAGAUGAGGUCUUGGUCUUCCACAAAUACAUUGAGGUCUUCUUCACUUCCAUCAAAGGAUUUAGCAAGAAAGCUCAAGAAGUGAAGGAUGCUGCUACCCAUGCACUGAGUUAUGCUCCGGGCCUUCACAAAGAACGAAGAAAGUUCCUGAGAACAGCUCUCAAAGAACUCAUCACCAUCAUAACAGAUCAGCCAGGGCUACUGGGGCCAAAGGCUUUGUAUGUCUUCAUGGGUCUUGCGUUUGCUCGCGAUGAGAUCCUUUGGCUUGUAAGACACACUGAGCACCCUCACCCUAAGCUUAAGAACAAACCUGUCAUGGAGGACCUGGUGGAUCAUCAUCUGCCGGAACUGCUCUUCUACAUCGAAGAGCUACGUGCCAUUGUGAGGAAAUACUUCUAUGUGCUCCAAGACUACUACAUCCAGUAUCUGAAUGGAUAUGAUGCUAUUGUGCUCAACAACAUUGUCAAGAGUUUAACCAUGUGUCCGGAAGAUGAAUCCAUCAUCCUAUCAUCGUUUGUACAGACCCUUGAAUCACUCAGCAUCAAAAAUGUGAAAGAAGGUCCUCAGCCAGACUUCACUGGGUUCCGUCUGGACUGGUUCCGCCUCCAAGCCUACACCAGCAUCAGCCGUGCUACCCUGGUCCUAGGGGAUAACACCGAGCUAGCCAGGACCAUGAACACCAUCAUCUUCCACACACUGAUGGUGGAUGCAGCGGAUGAGGUUCUUCAGGAGACAUCGGAUCUUAGCAUCUUCUGUCAUCACAGCCGUAUCUUUGAGAAGAACUUUGAGAUGUCCUUGGGCUACCCCACCCAGUCUCGCUUUGCGGUUGCUUUCCCCCUCAUCUGCGCUCACUUCAUUAACUGCACGCAUGAGCUGUGUCCUGAGGAGAGAUUCCAUGUUGGAGAGCGAAGUCUAUCAGUGACCAAUGCUUUCCUUGACCGUCUAGCUAAGGAGGUCAAGGAUGUAGUGACCAGAAUCUGCUCUGAGCAGUGUAACCUAAGUGACCAGCUUCUGCCGAAGAAUGCUGCCCCCCUGCACAUCAAGCAUGAACUGCAGCGUAAGACCAAACAGAACGUGGAUAAGAAUCGCUUGAAGACACUCCAAGAGAAUCCUAUGCCUGGGACUGAGAGCUUCAGGAAAACCAGAGAAAACUUGACAGAGUUUGAUCGUCUUCACAUCUCACUGUCUGAGCUGUGUACAGCCAUCAACUACUCUGCUAAGAUCAUGGUUUGGGAACACACGUUUGCCCCAAGAGAGUACCUCAUCCAGCAUCUGGAGGCCAGGUUUGCCAAAGCCCUUGUAGGGAUGAUGAUGUAUAGCCCUGAGACUAAUGAGAUAGCUAAACCUUCGGAGCUUCUCACCAGUGUUAGGACCUACAUGAAUGUCCUGCAGAGCAUCGAGAGCUAUGUCCAAGUUGACAUCACGCGAGUGUUCAACAACGUGAUGCUUCAACAAACUCAACAACAAGACAGUCAUGGAGAGAAGACUAUCACCAUGCUCUACACAAACUGGUAUCUAGAGGUGUUCCUACGCAAGGUAACCACCUGUCACAUCAUCUACUCUCCGCAUCAGAAGGCAUUUAUCAGUCUGGCUCCAGACAAACAUCUACCAUUCAAUGCUGAGGAAUACACCGAUGUCACAGAGCUGAGAUCUCUAGCAGAGCUGAUCGGAGCCUAUGGAAUGAAGUUCCUUCAUGAGAGUCUCAUGUGGCACAUUGCUAGUCAGAUGGGAGAACUCAAGAAACUGGUCCUUGAGAACCGUGAAGUAUUGACCCAGCUGAGAACCAACUUUGACAAGCCGGACGUCAUGGCCCAACUCUCAGUCCAACUCAAACAUAUAGAUAACUUGUUGAUGCGUCUGAACAUCAUCGGUAUCAUCCUUGCCUUCAAGGCUCUCACACAAGAGGCUCUCAGUGAUGUCCUGGCUCGCAGGGUGCCGUUCCUGUACAGUGCUAUCAUAGACUUCAAGGAGCAUGUGAGAGCAGCGGGACAGGACGCUAUCGUUGUGGACACUCUAGCUAACAGUGUUGGUCUCCCCUGCAAUGUAGACCCAGUCCUGGUCAGUGCUCUGCGCUCUGAGAAAGAGAUUGAUCCAGACCAGGACUACAUCCAGUCCUGUCUCCUGAUGGUGUUUGUCGCCGUCUCCCUCCGGACCCUAGCCCGCCAGGAGGGUACCAUCUACCACCCCAUGUACGACGCCCAUCCCAACAACUGUCACUGCUAUGCCAAGGCUAUCAAUGCCAUCGCCGGAGCACUCUUCUCCCUGCACGGCAGGGGGGAUGUGGAGGAGAGACUUCAAGAAUUCCUUGCUCUGACCUCAUCUAACAUGCUCCAUCUUGGCCAAGAGACUGACAAGGCCAUCACCGUCAAGGGUCGCGAGUCUCUUCAUCUCCUCCUAGACCAGAUUGUGAAAGAAUCACCAUUCCUGACUCAGGACCUCCUUGAGUCUUGCUUCCCAUAUGCUCUCUUGAGGAACGCAUACCACACUGUCCUGAAGAGGGAUUAAACCAUCUCUUCAAUCCCUAUCUCUGUCCCAUACGCUCUCUUGAGGAAUGCAUACCACACUGUCCUGAAGAGGGAUUAAACCAUCUCUUCAAUACCAAACAAAUCUUGGUAUGGAAUAACACCAUGUUAGGACUCAAGACUUAAUAGAACCCUGCUUCCCUGUAUACACUUGAACCCUAUCUCUCUAAUCAGAAGGGAAGUUGGUAUGAAGUUACAUCCCGUCAGGACUCAAAACAUAUCAGAAUUCCCUUUAUGCGGUCUUUAGGAAUUAAAUCCCUGUCUCUAUACCAAGAAGAGUUCUGUUGUAAUGGUAUGCCCUUGUAAAACCUCCAAGAAUCUUGCUUCCAUAGUUGUAUCCUGUGGCCCAAUUUCUGUACAUAGAAGGGAACUUGGUAUGAAGCUUCAACAUUGUAAGACUGACCUAGAAUCCUGUUUCCCCAAAAUAUCUUUUAAAGAACAUCUAUCACACUGUCCUGGAGAGAGAUAAAGCGUUUUCCUUGAGCCACACCAUUUAGUCUGCCCCUCCUCCCAGAACUCUGUACCCCCAAAGACCUAAAGGGUUUCAAUGCUAAGGCCAGUUCCUGUGUCCUCCUCUGGACCGGGCUGGUGUACUGACUUAAGAAGAAGUCCUGAAGCCCCUCUUUCUGACCAAGAAGGAACCAUGUUAUGAAGUUACAACCUUGUAACAUCUAAAAUCCUAUAUCCCUGAUGAAGAAGAUCUACCACACUUGUAUGGAAAAAAGUUGAGUUGUGUCUUGUAUUACAAGAAAUAACAUGGGUAUUAAUUACACCCUUGUAGGACAAGAGACUUGAUUUUACAGUCGUCCUCCAUUUUACAGCCAUCAUGUAGGGAUUGGGGUUGGUUAUUGCAUGGUGAACCAAAAAUGCUGUAGAGCUUUGCUAGCUGUGUAAGAGCUAUGAGUUCCUGUUUCCCUGAAGAGACAUUGUUUAUUUUCAAAAUGAAAUAUGUUUAUAGUGUGUAUAUGAAGGAUAGUCAGUAGUUAUAUGUAUAUAGAGGCCAACAUUGUAGUCUGCAUUUUUUACAGAAUUUCAUUAUGAUUAUUCAUAUUUCUUUCUUAGAUACAUGUAAAUACAUUGUAUCUGAAUAAUUUGUACAUGUCUAUUGAGAUUAGAGUAAGUGAAUAUUUAAUCUGAUUUUGUAAUCUCUAUCAUCUAUAUCCUAAUUUUGAUCAGUAACUGAUGAAGGGUUAGAGAAGCUUUACAUUUUUAAUUCAAACACUUUUCAAGCGUCUCAUUGAUGAUGUAUUUAGAUAGACCAUGGAGUUCUGUAUGUAUGAUUGGGUGUUUAUCUGGGGUGAAUAUUGGUGGGAAUGGAUGUAUUGAUAUACUUGUGAAUAAACCUAAUCAUAAAAAGAGAAGUACGUAAGUUUUGCAGUUAGCAGUGGCAUUCUGAUAUAUAACAGGAAAUUACGGAAACGGAGCCAUUCAUGUACCGGUACACUUAUGUCCUUUGGCAAGAUAUGAAUCUACAUUUGCCACUCUCCACCCAGGUGUUAAAUGGGUACCGGUAGGAAGGAAUCGGUAGCAUAGCAUAGCAGAGCUGGGGUAAUAUUGGAGCACCUUGAGCACCUUGCAUGGUGGAUAUGUGCACUACAAAAAAAAUAUCCAAUAUUAUUAUUAAAGUUCAUACCAUGUACCCUCUUUACUUGAUGUACCCUAUUAUUUACACUUCUAAUAAAUUGCUUGUAAAGAAUACUGAUUAUUCUAAAACAAGUAUGUUGAGUGAAAGCUAGUCAUUCAAGUAAUUGUCUCACUAGGUAAGGUAUGUAUGGCUGGCAGUAGUACAUGCAAAAUUGCACAAUGGUCAAAAUAUAUCCAUAUUCAGAUGCACAAAUAUCACACUAUAUCCACAUUAUAUAAGUAUGUACAUGGCUAUAAUUAUUAUUUCCCAAAAAAGUAGUAUUCGUGUAUGAACAUCUGCAAAUCUUACAUUAGCCUUUGAAUUUAUUGUUGAUAUUCUAUGUAUGCAGUACAAUAAUGUAUUGAAAUUGCUUACCGGUACAAUGAAAUUUAGGGAACUGUUUUGGACUGAACUUAUAAUGGGUAAAUGAAGAUGGCUUGGUUGGCCAGUGAAAAUUGAGUGGUGACAAUUCUUUUAUGCUUGUGCUUUCAAAUAUAUUUAUUAUAUUCUAGUUGUUUGUAUGUACGUUGAGCAUAAUCAUGAUUAUUACACAUUGUACAGAGGAAAAUAUAGAUGCUUUUGUAUGAGCAUGGGUACGAUAUAGCAUGAUUUUAUAGCAACAGCAUGGAUUACGAUGAUCCAUGGUAGAUAAAGGCAUUCCUGUGUUUCUUAAUACCAGUAUAUGUUUUUGUUUCCCAGUCGAACACACCAUGACAUAAUACUGUCUGUUCAGAGUGUUGAAGUAUAUGAGGUAACUCACUUCUGGUUCUAAACAGGCAUUAAUAUCUUCUAGUCAUUACUUUCCACUGCUCUAUGCUAAAGCGAAAAUUGUUUUGAUUGUACCAAUGGAGCUUUUGUGAAGUAAUUGAUUAAUACACAAAGCUGUGGAUGUCUCGUUUCUUAUCUUCUACAUGUACCAAGCGUAAUUAUUUUCAAUUAAUUUAUAAUUUUGGUGACAUAAUUUGAUUAUUAAUCUUAACACAAUGAUUUGUCCAUUAUUUGAAAUAAUUGUGCUGCAGAUUUUUUUUUUUACUGCCAUGAAUAAAGAGAUUUAUGGUCAUGAAAAAACAAUGAGUAAUAUUACAAAGUACUUUAUGUUUGUGCCAUAGUUAUUUGGCCUCAGAGUUUUGUUGCUAAGGCCAAAGUAAACCACCACAAAUAUCUAUAGUGGUAUGGUCCCUUUAUCAUACUUCAAAUGUAAUCAGAUUAUGUAAUGACAUUCUAUGAUCCCACCUAAAAUGUGAUAUUUUAACUUUCAAAGGUAAACAUAUAUUAAGAUACCCUUUACAAACAUAUUACUGUUCCUCAUAUGAAUGUUGCUGCCACAUCAAAUAUAUAGGGUAUUAGUGUGAUACCAAGCUCUGAAAAUGCAUGUGUAACUUCUGAAGCUUUGACACUGCACCAUACAGGCAAGUUCUAGUGUGUAUCACAUUUGUAUUCUUGAUUUAAUCACAUGAAAUAAUUAUCUAGCGGACAAGUCACCCAUUUCAAUGAUAUUAGACAGCUCAAUUAAGAAAUCAGCACACAUUAUAGACAAGAUUUACUUGUCCAGAUAUAUUUAUAUUGAAAUAUUUACACAGGAUAUUCUUAUGUAUAAAUUCAUCAACUAAAAGAAAUUUAGGUGUGCAUUUGUAUACAGACUUAGCAUUAUAAAGGUAUGGAGUAUACUCUUCAAGAUAAUUAUAUUUGUACCUAGUAUAUAGAUAAUGUACCCUCUUUAGGAGAAUAAUAUUGGUUAUAAAAAUAUCAAUUUUUAAAA